UUGUAAACAUGGUCCGAAAAUGCAAUUGGUGUGUGGCGUCUACCACAAAAUUAAUAGAGAUGUAUGAAGCUGAUGAGGCGCUUUACAAUGUGAGGCACCCUGAAUAUAAAAAUAGAUUAAGACGAUUGGAGAGCUACAAAAAUAUUAUUAGCCGUGACAUACGGCCUGGGUGCACGGCUGGCGACGUUAAAUAGAAAAUUGAUGGCCUCCGCACAAUUUACUCCUACGAGAAAGCAAAAGUACGUAUCGGCAUAUUUCUUCCUUUUUAUUAACGCAAGUAAAGUUUACACGACAUACAAAUGAUUAGCAUUAAUUUGUUCACUGCAGCAACUUGAAGCACACAAUAAUGUUUACAUAACCUACAAGUAGUUUACAUUAUUUUCAUUGCUAUUAUUGGAGAUGGAUAAAACCAAAAGUGGAGCCAGUGCACAGGCGGCGUCCACUCCGCAAGUGUACUGCUUCCACAUGCUAAAGUUUCUCGACCAGGCCACAGAGGCGGACGAGAGUGUCUAAUAUCGAGAGCACAGAAAGUGGAAGUGAACGAGGUACACCAACAUUCGAAGAAAUGUUUGAGCAUGAAAUGCAGGCUCAACAAGAACCUUCAGUCACAUGCAAUGAGCCACAGCCACAGCUCCAGCAUCAAGAGCGGCCUCCCACAAAAAUAAGGAAAGGCACAACAGAUGUUGCAACAGACGUCAUUGUGGAGGCCACCAGGACAUUGAAGGCUGUGGCUGAUAUGGCCAGGAAUCUGCCCCAACCUGUCCAAGAAGACCGCUACAGUGCCCGUGCCAUCCACAUCACAGCUGAACUGCGUGAGAUGGAUAAUGUGAGUGGUAAGGAAUUUACAACGGGCACAAUACAUGGUUUGCAGCGAUAUUUGAUGGACAGAUGAGAUUUGCUGCAUGCGACAACUCAACAAGCACAACCGUCCGCCUCUGGAUAUAUCCAGGUUGCCUUGCAGCAGGCUGGUAUAGAAGUUUUUUUAGCUCUCCAGUCUUCUUAAUCUAUUUUUGUAGUCAGGAUGCCUCAUGUUGUAAAACACCUAACCAGCUUCAUACAUCUCUAUUCAUUUUGUAGUUUCGGACACC
Messenger RNA from Schistocerca cancellata (South American locust), 1088 nucleotides. RefSeq lists its product as uncharacterized. The record is from RefSeq and is a predicted model, not a curated record. NCBI's taxonomy places the organism in Eukaryota, Metazoa, Arthropoda, Insecta, Orthoptera, Acrididae. Bases 566 to 892 code for a protein of 108 amino acids. The transcript is spliced from 2 exons.